This is a messenger RNA of Aedes albopictus (Asian tiger mosquito), 3043 nucleotides long. Its product is annotated as TATA box-binding protein-associated factor RNA polymerase I subunit B-like. The coding region runs from base 248 to 2800 and encodes 850 amino acids. The transcript is spliced from 3 exons. Lineage: Eukaryota; Metazoa; Arthropoda; Insecta; Diptera; Culicidae. Gene Ontology annotation, molecular function: RNA polymerase I core promoter sequence-specific DNA binding. The record is from RefSeq and is a predicted model, not a curated record. Gene Ontology annotation, cellular component: RNA polymerase transcription factor SL1 complex; RNA polymerase I core factor complex. Gene Ontology annotation, biological process: nucleolar large rRNA transcription by RNA polymerase I; RNA polymerase I preinitiation complex assembly.
GGGAAAAAAAAACUUAAAAGUGAGUAAAUAAAUCACCAGAAACCAUCAUUCCGUUUGAGAGUGCAUAUAUUUUUUAAACUUUCACAACCACAUCUCCAAAAGAGAAUGGUUGAAAAUAGUAAACAAAAAUCAGCUGUGUUUUAAUAUUCAAAAACCAAAACAAAUUGGCACCCGUUCGUUUCACGUGCAGCAUAGUUUAGUUUUUUCUUAAAUUUUACCGGUAAUAUUCAACAAAUACCGGCUGCAAAUGGAUACCUGUGAGGUGUGUGGCCAGCACGAGUUCACGGUGGACGAAGGGUUCCACUACUGCGUCGAGUGCGGAACCAAAUCGCAACAGCAUGGCAUCGAAAUGGUUGCGGAAUUCGACGAACACCUUCCGAUGGGCGGAGCGAACGCUGUGGGGGGUGGGACCAUCCGGAUCAAACCGACCAAGAAGAAGAAGGGCAAAAUGCUCACCAGCUGGGAGGUGGUCAACUUCAUUCUGCUCGGUUACACCGACCGGCUGGUGACCAUCGGAGCCGGGGAAAACUUCAAGCUGACGGUGCUGCAACUGUGGACGGCUUACCUGCGCCGGUCGGAGGUGGCUUUCUUCGACAAGACGAAACCGGAACGUCCCCGGCUGGAUGUGUUCCACCGGAAAACGGACGCAAACAUAAUUUACAAUCGUAAGCUUAAGAAGAAGCGCGAACGGAGGAAAAGUACCGUUUCGAGCGUACAGCCAAGCUCGGCGCCGACUUCCGGUGUGGCGUUGACUAAGAAGGUUCGCUCGGAACAGAGGAGCUUACUUAACGCGGAGUAUGAUACGUUCAGGGCCUCCCAGUCGGAUAUUAACAGGUCACUGCACGAGCUUUCGGUUCGAUCACUGAACGCAAGCUUGUCCGGAACGGAAAGUGAAACCAGCUCGAAAAGCGGAGGCCAGAAGAUAAAGUACUCCCGGUUGGCGAGGAUCAAGAUGAAGCGAAGACUUAAGAUGUCCACGAAGCAUAUCGACAAGCACGAGAGCGACGUGGAGGAUGUGAUGAAAUGCCACGCGUCUCUGGAACCGAACAAGAGGUUGAAUUCGACGCGUCGAUCGGAUCCGGAAUGUCUGUACCGGAAGGCGAUAGCAUCGAUUCUGGCCCUGGCGUUAAAUGUGAGCAGAAGUCCGGUGCAGUUUGCCGAUCUGUUGCGCUUGUACCGAGAGGAGCACAUUUCAUGCACGAACCUUAUGCAGUACAUUCCGGAGGAAGUGGAUACCAGCAGCUGUGUGGAGACGCUGUGCGGACUUCAGAGGGGGAGAUCUUUGGCCCAUACCGACCUGCUCAUGGGGGUGCGGCAGAUGAUGAAGUUUCUAAACGUGAAACCGGUUGUUCCGGAUUUCAGCAAGCUUUGCAAGCGGUAUUUGGAGGAACUGUGCCUGCCGGAUGAUCUUAUGGUGCUUUUGGAUCGAUUGUUGGCGGUCUUUCCGCCGAAAAUGGAGCACGUUGAGGGUAGGACCCUCUCGAACUACGAAGCCCGGGCAAUGGCCUUCAUUAUGUUCAUGUUAAAGCUGUUGUUCGGUUGUAAUGAUUCUACGGAAAUGAAACUGUCCAAAUCUGCAACGAAAUUUAAUACUAUGCAUAAAAACCUGGGACCGUCCUAUCGACAAUUGUUCGUCUUUCUGGAGUGGUUGCGUUACCUGGAAAUGAGGAAAGUUAUCCUGGCUCAGGUUCACUAUCCGACGAAUCGAAUGGUUGCCAAGGAAGAAGGAAGCGAACAAAAUCCGGACUUAUUCAUCGAUUACAAUCUGCGUAAAAAGCAAGGCGGAGACUUGUUUGGAGUAUCAAGCAAGCCAGUUAAUCGUAAUUGGAUGUCUAAAUUGAAGGAUUUUUCCACAAACGUGGUGGAUACUCUUCACCGCCUUAAUCCGACCACGAAAUCACCUCAAAGCAUCGAAUUCGAACCCAGCCUCACUCCGAACCGGUCCUACCUGGAAACUUUCCUUCUAGCGUACAACCGAGACGAAAAGAUCCACGUGCCGAAGUUCAUGCACGAGAACCACGGAGAACGCUCGGUUGUUCCUCUGGUCAGCCCAUCGGAUCUCAAACAACUCCUCCAAACCAAUCAUCGAAUCACGCUCAAAACGAAGAAAGUGCCUUCGGCCAUUUCCCAGCUGGAAUUCAUCGAUUCAACCGUUGUCAACAACACUCUCUGGCGGGUGAUGCAAAACGAAUCCCCCUAUCUGCUCAUCGACGAGUGCGACGAAUCCGACUGGACACCCCCGCCCAAGCGCACCUCCAUAACCCACUCUCACGAGCAUAUCCUUUCUCGUAUCCUUAUUCGUAACAUGGAACAAAGCCAGGAAACCCAGCUGGAUCACACACUCCCAUCGGAUGACACCGAUCAAACUGCCACCGAAUCAAUUCUAACAUCCUCAUCGAACCACGAUUUCUUCGGUUCGCCCCAACCAUCCUCCUCGCAGGAAUCCCUCAUCCCCCCGUACCAAAACACCACCCACUCGCUGCUGACCCCCAACUACGACUACUGGGUCCGCUUCUAUCCCGUCAGAACGCUCGCCUCGCGGGAGCAAUUCGACGAGGAGGUGGCCGUCACCCUGCCGGACAACUUCCGCCUGGUGCUGGAGGAAUGCGCCCGAAUCGUCGAGACGCACCCGAUGGUGCUGUACCAGGAACUGAUGACCGUGGAGGCGUACCUGUUCUAUGCGGUGCAGCCCGUGGAGCGAUUCUUCGAUGGCACCGCAGGAUGCCCGGUGCAGUUUGCCAGACUCACAGAUAGUCAUCACAUAAAUAGUCUGGUCAGCGAGGCCAAAAGGAAAUAUUAACGCCAUGGAUUUAGAUUUUAGUAUAGGUUAUCCAAGGGAACGAUAAGUCAGCAGAUAAUUGUGCUAUCUGUAUCUUAGAUGACCUGCAUGUGUCAACUGACUUUUUUCGGGGUUUCAUACGCCAAUUUUAUGCUGUGUAUUUAUCAGUAAUAUAUUAGGUACAUUUCAUGCGUUUUAGCAGUUAAGAUUUUAGCCGACAAUUCUUUACCUGCAUGUUAGAAAUACAUUUUUGUUUAACCUAAA